Cryptococcus amylolentus CBS 6039 is the source of this 423-nucleotide messenger RNA. RefSeq lists its product as hypothetical. The transcript has 2 exons. NCBI's taxonomy places the organism in Eukaryota, Fungi, Basidiomycota, Tremellomycetes, Tremellales, Cryptococcaceae. The record is from RefSeq and is a predicted model, not a curated record. Bases 1 to 423 code for a protein of 140 amino acids.
AUGUCCAAGCUCGAGAGGGAGGACAGUCGUCGCGCCAACGGCAGCUUUGCGCUGAUCGAACUUUUGAUUCGGCGAGUGUGGUCGGGGAUGGGAAGAAGAGAGGCGACCCGGCGGCUGGCGGCGGCGGAGGUGCGGUUUGUGGUGGGUAUUCUGGGCGUGAUUACUCGUGAGGAGGCUGCAAAGAAGAAGAAGAAGAAGCUCGAAAAUCACCCCAAAGAGGGCAUGCUACCACUGCACCAACGAAACGGCUAUGCCACCGAAGACCGAAUAUGUUUUUCUAGAACGCAAUUGAUCCAUAACGUGACCAAAACAAGGCUGUCGAGGUACAACGACGUUCUGAAAUACAAUGCAAAGACAAAAAAGGGGCUGAAGGAGCCGAAGAAGAGGAAGGGGCAGCCGAAGGGGCCGGGAAGGAAGAAAUAG